GCAGAAAUAAACAUUAAACUGGAAUUUCUGUAGCAGCAUUAAACGACUUUGUAUGCAGUCUAUUUCGCUGUUUCUCUCUUCAUACUGUGGGCGUCUAAAAAGAAGUUUAAGGGUGAGAACGUCUCACUCAAAGAAGUAGGCAUUUACUACUGCCGGAGAAAAUGAAAUCUGAAAUUCAUUUUUCUAAUUGGAGUGGAAGGGGAGAGCAUUAUGUGAUCUCGAGCGGCUCGCCCACGCGUGCAAUCACAAUCACGUGAUUUAAUCUGUAGCCACAGUGAAUGCAGCACGAGCCACCUGUUUGUUUGGUAUAUCAAUAUUCUUCUAAGUCCACGAUUGAACUGUUGUUGGCAACAAACUGAUGUGUUUAAAGAUGUAUUAUUUCAUUGUCUUCACUGUCAAACUAUACCUCCUGUAGUUUGGAAGGUCACCCUUAAUCAAGAAGAGCAGCUGUAGACACCAGCAUCUGGAUUCCACUAUGAUCCUGAUGCACUGCACGCUCUCGGACUGACGGGUUUUCUCGGCAGCAAACUGGCAGAGAGAAAGAGCUCGCACAGACAAUUGGGAAGUGAAACCGUUGGGACUGAAGAGCAGCAGAGAAAUAAAUUCCUCAUAGUUGAAUCUGCAAAGCUGCUUUCAUUGAAGACACCACAAGGGGACAACUGCGGUGGCAUGUCUCUGCACUUAAAGUAACUCACAGGAUACGACUGCGAAAUGAAUGAGACGGAAUGAGUUUAGAAAGUGUUGUAUAAUAUAAAGCUAUUCAAGAUGACUGCAAAAGAGCUUCAUUACAAGUCUGUGAGAAAACUCCACCCUUUUCCUCCUUUGGCUGUGAAGUUCAGCACGAUGGCUCGGUAGACGAAGCGCUCAGACGCGGACAAACCAGAUUACAGUGACAAACUUGGACUCGUAGAGGACUGUAAUGGAACAGACACGGAUGACAGCCUAGCUUGUCUGGCACUGAGAUGUCAAAACCACAGAGAAGGCUAUUCUUCCAACUGUCACUGCAAGGAGAAUAGAGCAGAUCACACACACGCCUACAAGCAGACUGAUUUUUUAGAGGCGAAAGACUGGUGUGCGUUUGAACCGUGGCAGUUCAGAAGCGUGAAAGGGAGAGCUGGAGGAGAUCCCAUAGUGUAGGGGGAAGAGAGCGAAAAUAAAGAGCGGUAAAACACUCCACGGCAGCAGUGACACAUUGAAAGAGAAGACUGACAGACGGAAGAUCAGCAGUGGCAGUUCACAGGUGCACAAUUUUGUGAGAUUCACACACUUUUGGGUUUAAAGCCUGUGUCGCUCAGUACGCAGAGUAGCACUGAGUCAAGGUUUGGCACGGUGGCAGGGGCCGGUUCAUGGCAGUGGGGCGGACGCAUGCCGUCUGUGCCUCCGCAGCGAGAGGGACGCUUGGGCUUGGGCUGGGGUUGGGGAUGGGCCGCAUGGGCACGGACUCAGAGGACGGGAGAACUGAGGCCCUGGGCGCCCGUUGGAGCUGCGGCGGCAGGAGAACGCGGGGGAAUGCGAUGCUCCCUGCGCUUCUGCGUGGUCUUGGGAUCCCUUGCCCUCCUAUUUCUCACCUCACUCUUCUUCUCCUUCUCCCUAAGAGGAGGAGCCGGCCUGCCUUACUUUGAGCCCCCUGGAUGGGAAGAGUCACACAGAGUUAAGCUAGUGCCCAGCUAUGCUGGUUCCCACCAGGUGAUCCCAGCCGAGAGCGCUCAGCAGAAGACAUGUGCCUGCUCUCGGUGCGUGGGCGACCCAGGCGUUUCCGACUGGUUCGACGAGAACUAUGACCCGGACAUCUCGCCCGUGUGGAUUCGGGACAACAUCCAGCUGCCUUCAGACGUGUACUACUGGUGGGUGAUGUUGCAGCCUCAAUUCAAACCCCACAACAUCCAGCAAGUUCUACAGAGGCUGUUCCAGGUCAUUCCAGGCCGUUCCCCAUACGGUUCGUGGGACCCUGCCCGCUGUCUGCGCUGUGCCGUGGUGGGGAAUUCAGGCAACCUCCGCGGGGCGGGUUACGGUCCAGUGAUUGAUGGCCAUGACUUCAUUAUGAGGAUGAACCUGGCCCCCACUGUAGGGUACGAAGAGGAUGCCGGCAGCCGUACCACACACCACUUCAUGUACCCAGAGAGUGCCAAAAACCUGGCGGCCAACGUGAGCUUUGUGCUGGUGCCCUUCAAGACUCUCGACUUGUUGUGGAUCACAAGUGCCCUCUCCACUGGCCAGAUCCGCUUUACUUACGCUCCAGUGAAGCAGUUUCUGCGUGUGGAUAAAGACAAGGUUCAGAUUUUCAACCCAGCUUUCUUUAAAUACAUCCAUGACCGCUGGACACAUCAUCAUGGGCGUUAUCCCUCCACUGGCAUGCUUGUCCUGUUCUUUGCUCUACACGUAUGUGAUGAGGUGAAUGUAUUUGGUUUUGGGGCGGACAGUCGGGGAAACUGGCACCACUAUUGGGAGCAAAACCGCUAUUCUGGAGAGUUUCGUAAAACAGGUGUCCAUGAUGCAGACUUCGAGGCCCAGAUCAUCGACAAGCUGGCCAAGGCUGGCAAGAUCUCAGUGUUUCCUGGAAAGUGAAUCUGGGCACCAGGUGCAAAGAAAUGGACCAACUGAUGGACUACCAUAAACAAAACCACCCAUUUCCACUUGACACACUUAGUGUGCCUGUUAAACGUGAUCAAGAAGUAAUGUUUCAUGAUCUUAUUACCAUUCUGUGCUGUCCUGAGUGGUCAGGAAUCUGGGCAGUAUCCCCCAUGAUGCGGUGGUUUUGAGACAAGACGCUAGUAAAUGUGCUUUUCCUUGCAAGCCUACCUCAACUAGGACAAGGAACUUGACUUGGCAAGGAACACUAAUAUCUCAUCACUAAACAGCAUGUUAGGUAUAUGUGCUGGGAAUGGUAUUAACUCAUAUUUAUGACUUUUGUUGAAUAGUGAUGAUACGAGAACUCUUUCCCGCCUAUCUCUUAAGCGUGCUCACGCCGAGGCCAGAUAGAUGAGUGAGACCAACAAUCACCAUAGUGUAUCAUCGUACUCUAGUAGUUCUCUGUGAUUCAUUGAAGGGACAGUUCACCCAAAAAAGGAAAUUGUCAUCAUUUACUCACCCUCAUGUCAUUCCAAACCUGUAUCAUUGACUUUCUUCUGCAAAACACAAAAGAUAUUAUGAAGAAUGUUUUGAAAAAAACUGUUGUCACUGAAAGUCAAUGGGGUCCAAAGUUGUUUUGCACCAUUGAAUUUCAUUGAAUUGAAAAAAUGCCACUUGAGAUAUCUAUCAAAAUAUUAUCUUUUGUGUUUCACAGAAGAAAAAUUUAUACAGGUUUGAAAUGACAUGAGGGUGAGUAUAUGACAGAAUUUUAUUUUUAGGUGAACUAUCAAUUUAACUAAAAGCUUGGACAUAGUGGGGGGUCGUUUCACUACUGUUACAGUGCUUCAGUUAGACUCCUCACGUCACCGGGCGUAAACCAAGCUUUACUUCGUCUAAAAAGUUUUUAUGUUUAGUUGUUCGUGUUUGAAAUGAUCCUGCUAACAGUUUGCUAUCACUGUGUGCUUGUAUCAGUCUGGACAACAUUGUCUUUUUUGGUUUGUUUUUGCUAAUUACAUUUGAGUACUGAUCGCUCCUCUGGUCUGAGGAGGAACGACAAAUACUCAACAGGAGAGAAACCACUGAGGUUGUCCAAUAUGAACACACAUGAGCAAUAUAUUAAAAAUAUGUGGAGUACAUUUAGAAACCAACGCUAAUACAGCUGUGGUGAUUGUUCUAGAGAUGCACUGUGAACAGUGGUAGAGCUUCAUUGUUGAUCUACAGCACACUACUCUCUUAAAUAACUUACUGUAAUAGUGUUGGAUGGAAGGCAACGGCAAAAAAAGUGUUAGAUUGUGAGAAACCGAAUAUAAGCUUUCAGUUAUGAAGCCUGAUUCAUUGCCAUACAACUUAUGACUAGCUGACAGACAGAUAUUGGUGAAAUUGAUGGAUUGCAUUGAUAAAUAUUUUCUUGAAAGCACCUAGACACUCCUUUGCUGCUGUUCAGUCAUUUACCAUCAACAAUAGGUGAUUUUUUUUAAUUAUUUUUUUUUUCCUUUAAAAUUUGUAUAGUUCUUCUUGUAUAAUUUAUUACAUUAUACAUUUUUAAGAUCGUACAAAGGAUAACAAAGAUCCGCCAAGUGUUUUCUACGGAGGCCCUAAAGGGCCUGGCGAAGGGGGAAAAAAAUUAGAUGGGAGGAAAUAUUUUCGAUGCUUUUGUGAUCUCACACAAAUGUUUUUGUGUUUGCCCGAAAAUUUUUGCAUUAGCUUGAAAAUUUUUGCUUUUCUCCAAGAAACUUUGCAUCAGCUUGCAAAAUUUUUCAGUUCCCAGAGAAAUUCGCGUUAGUUCUCCUGAGAAACGUUGCAUUCACUCUCAAACUUUUGAGUUUUUGUGAGCUGCUUGGGGAUGCAAAAGUUUUGCGAGGGAGAUUUCGCAAGCGAAUGCAGGGUUUCUCUGGGGAACGUAAAACAUUUCCGAGAGAAUGCAAAAGAUAUAUUUUUCUUCCUCUCUCGAAUAUUUUUUUUUCAUCACCAUUUCCCUUUGGGGGUCCGUAGCUUUCUUGUUUUGGACUAGUCCAAAUUUUGACUUUCAGGUGCAGUAGUUCUUUUUCAAAAUGUAGACAUAUCAGCUAUUUCAGUGUGCAAACGCACACACGUUACAUGCUUGCGUGCCUUGUCCUUGCUUCUGGACACAUCCUCUCUCCAGAGCACCGCUAACCUCAUUAUAAGACGCAUAAACACAUGCUAUUGUUCCUUUAGUCUUCUUACAGAGCAUUUAUUGAUACGUUCGUGCGCACAAAUCUGGGCUCUAAAAUAGGGCACGGAUCGUCUACCCACCAGCUGUCCUCCGCCCACACAUGAUUCACGGCUUCUCCUGUGCGCCACCAUCCUAUCUUCUUGUCUGUUCUACUUUUAAGCUAAACCGAGCGCCGUGCCUUCGGGAUCAGGGUGGGAAAACCUCUCUCGCCUGAAAACUUUCUCCCCUCUUCAUUUUAAGAGCUACCUACAGGCAUUCGCUGUCACUCCGGAAAAGUCUCCUGAAACUUUAGAAAUGUGGCACACAAGUGCUUUUAUACAUUGUCAAUAAAGCGUAAUUGUCUUUUGACGGUUAUAUACCGGGGAAUAUUAAAUGCACAGUGCUGCAGUGGCUUUAUUAUAUUUAAGCCUAUUCUGAGGGAUUAUUAUUGGGCGUUUCACAGUGAAAUUCUAAAAUCACAAACAUGUAGGAUGGCUGCAAUCUCAUAGGUAGAAUAUUGAGAUGUGCAGUUGGUCACCAAAGACUUUUUUUUUUUUUUUUUUUUUGUUAUAGCUUUUUAUGUAUUGUUCAGAAAAUUUGGAUUAAGAAAAAUGCUGGCUCGCGAAGUUCUUGUAUUACUCUUAACAGUAUUCAGUAAUCCUAGAUGGUACUAGUUGGCUAUGAAGGAUGUUUUUUUGUUUUUGUGCCACAGGAGGAUCGUAGCCUGCUGAAUGAUAUUCAGGCAAACCUACUGAAACAGUUUUUGAAAGACUGCAUUAUCCAUGUCCACCUUCUCUGUUCUCUCCAUUUGAAAUGUUCCGUGGCCAAAUUGCAUGAUGAGAUCAAUUCCAAAUUGGCUUGUUCUCUUUAUGCUCUUGCCAAUGUUCUCAGCAUUAAAUUAUCAGUCUGGAUCCUUAUUGUCACAUUGAGAGAGCUUUCUAGGACUUCGUAUCAUCUUUUGCUAAAUUGUUAGUAGGCGUAAAUGAUGCAAAGUUGUAAGGCUGCAAAGUACUGAAUAAGAUGAACAUUACAGAGCCUGUAAAGACUUUGAUGCUUCUUUCCUUUACUUAGUUUUCCACAAUCAAACACGUGAUUGUGCCUCCAGGAUAUAGUGAGUGAUGCAAUUUCAUUUUGUUUGCUUGAACUUUUUUUUUUUUUUUUUGAAGGCUUUAUGGUAGAUUCCCCUUUCGAUUUGAGUAAUUAAAACAAUAAAAUGGCAGCAAAAAAAGGUUUAAAAUGAGGCUACAGUAUUUAGAUAUGUCCAUUUGAGUAGAACAAACUCCACUAUCAACUUAAAUGUUGAAUCCUGUUCUUCAUUUGAGGGAACCCUCUUCUAAAUCAUUCAACACAGACUGUACAUAUCCACACUGUGGCCCACUGUGUUUGCUCUCAUUAACUCCUCAUUAGUGUUGAUAUAGUGACUAUUGGUCAGUGCUUAUUCUUUCCUUUCACAACCUCAGUCUUUGUGUAAUUAUGGACUGUUUUUAAUCUUUAUGCUACUGUAAGAAAUAAACACAUUUAAAAAUUG
Molecule: messenger RNA, 6269 nt
Organism: Megalobrama amblycephala (Wuchang bream)
Lineage: Eukaryota; Metazoa; Chordata; Actinopteri; Cypriniformes; Xenocyprididae
Gene: st3gal2
Product: ST3 beta-galactoside alpha-2,3-sialyltransferase 2
Exons: 8
Coding region: 1366-2565 (399 amino acids)
Molecular function (GO): beta-galactoside (CMP) alpha-2,3-sialyltransferase activity
Source: RefSeq, a predicted model, not a curated record